Molecule: messenger RNA, 3630 nt
Organism: Zootermopsis nevadensis
Lineage: Eukaryota; Metazoa; Arthropoda; Insecta; Blattodea; Termopsidae
Biological process (GO): resolution of meiotic recombination intermediates; double-strand break repair via homologous recombination
Cellular component (GO): cytoplasm; nucleoplasm
Molecular function (GO): protein binding; DNA endonuclease activity
Source: RefSeq, a predicted model, not a curated record
UUUUCUUAGUUCCAAAUAUGGGAGAUUGAGAGUUGAGCGAGACAUCCCGGCGGUCUCAGUGCAGUACAAGCUAUGUUGUCAAUGCAGUAAGUUGGUGCAGUUUUUGUGGGAUUAUAGGUUUGUCUGUAACUUACCAUGGAACGUAGAAUUGUCCCUAUGAUAUUGGGUGUACAGUCGAAUUGUUGAAAACGUGAGAGGGCUAUAAAUGAUGCUAUUUGAUUGGGUGUGCAGUCGAAUUGAUGGAAACGUGAGAGGGCUAUAAAUGAUGCUAUUUGAUAAUGGGAGAACGGUAAUGUAAGUGGAAAAUUCUGUGCAGCUUGCUUGCAAUGAGUGACGAUUGUGAGAGCUCAAAAACGUUUUGUGCAAGGGAAGUAUUUCUUGCUUCAGCGUUGUAUGAUGGAUUGGAAGACUGCAAUAUUAGCCAUUUGAAAACAAUCCUGCAGAAUAGAGAUGCCAAUCCAAAUGUCAUUAUCCCAAAACAUGGAAUUUCUCCUUUUCAUUUAGCAAUUGGAAAUGAAUCUGAAGAUUUUGCAGAGGAAGUUACAAGGUUGUUUCUACAAUAUGGAGGAAAUCCUAAUGUAAGGUCUGUAGACAAACAAACUCCUGUUCAUAUAGCAGCGGCUUGGGGUCGCGCUCGUAUUCUUCGUCUGUUGCUUUUAAAUGGAGGUGAUCCAUGGAUCCACGAUAGUGAUGACAACAGUGCUUUUCAUUAUGCAUACAAGGAACAGCACUGGAAUGCCUUAGAGUUAUUGCAGAGUUUUUGGCUCAUAGAUUCAUACAAAGUGGAGGAUUCAGACAAAGAAAAGUAUAUAUUGACAUUUGAGAAAGUAUUUGUGUAUGGCAAGAAUGUUGCUUAUGAAUACAGGGCAGAUUCAAAGCCACCGUGUACUCCGCAAACAGGAUCAGUUACUAUGCGAACUCGCGCAUCAUAUAAUGCUGUCUCAUGGGUUCCAAAGAAUGGUCAUAACCAUCAGGAAUCUGUUGCACUCAUUACAAAUCAUAGUUCUAUUAUCAAGGACCAAAUAAAUGAAGGUUGUAGUAUAACUACACAGGAAUUAUCCAGUGCUGUUCCAGAGAUUACAGUGAAUGGCUAUCCAGAAAGUAAACCUUACAGAGUAGAUGUAAUUCCAGGGGAAGAAUGUAAUAAUUAUGGCCAUGCCGCAAAAUGUCAGAUGCGCGAUGCACCAACUCCUGAACUCGAGGAAGAAAGUUUAAAAAAAGGGAUACAGCGGGACAGUCCGUAUAAUUCUUCUGCGGCCGCAGACGUGGAUUUGAAGGAAAAAGUACUUGAAGAAUUAAAGUCUCAUAAUCUGAGCACUGCUGAAGAAAUUUUAUAUAAUUCUGAAGAUAGAAUUUGUGAAAAGUGUUUUCAGAAGUUGGUACCAAAAUAUUUUCCAGAAAUAAGUGUGGAUAAGUCAUUGAAUAUUAUUAAGAAUAAUGAAAACUUGCCUCUGAAGUUUGUGGAAGUACUAAAUGUAGAAAAUGGAAAUGGUUUGCAAGCCAUGGGAAAUAAAGCUGCAGGUGUCGUCUCUCAGACAAAGACAGCUAUUGCGAAGCAUAAGAUUCCCACCAUUUAUGAAUGUCGUGCAAGAAAUAUUCCUUUGCCAGUAAAUGUCACUGUUUCUGAAAGUGAUGUAGUCACAGCCUGUAAGAGUCAUAACAUAUUUACGUCUCAUGACGAUGGCUGUCACAGAACAGGCAAGGGACAUGGAGUGUUUAAAUAUGAAUGGAAUAAUGAGAUAAAGGAUGACAGAAUUACAGACUACUGUGGUUCAAAAUUAAGAAAUGGAUUUGAUGUAUCAUCACCUGAAAUGAUUCCUGAAGAGGAAUGGUUAGCUAGUCAGUCUUGCUUUGAUCUUUCUGAAAGCUCCGACUAUUUCACCUGCGACGACAUUUAUCCUGUGGUAAACAUAACUGACAUUAGUGUUAGAAUAAAUGGUGAAAGGACAAACCAUAUCAAGAAUAAUGCAUAUAAUUCCAAUGGUAGAACAAGUCCUUGUACGACGGCAUCGUUAUCGUCGUCCCGAAGCAUUGAUUCUUUUGUGAGUUUGUCUGAGGAGUACAAGUAUUCAGAUGAAGAAGGAGGCGUGGUUCUGUUGGAAACAAGGUUCCUUGUGCCAGCUGUCAGUAUUUCAGAUCUUCGGCCUGAAAAGGUAGAAUGCAAAACAGCUGAUCCACCCACACCUUCCAGGCCGCAAGAUGAAGUAUGCUAUACAGGGCAGUCCACUUCAUCUGACACAUCAAUUCCAUCGAGUCUGGAUUAUGAUACGGACGUACUGCGAGGGAAGCUGAAAGAUAAUGGUUACAUCCCUGGUCCUAUAGUUCCUACAACUAAAAGACUGUACCUGAGGAAGCUGCUCAGACUUCAGAGGAAACCAAUUCAAAUAUCAGCUGAAACCAAAGUCUAUAGCCCUGAACUGCAGCGCACAAUACAAGAUUUUAACUGGCAGAAAUGGUUGCCGGAUUACCAGAGACUUGAAAAAGAUGUGGCACAACAGUUUUCACAGCCAGAACCAUUGCGGCGCUGGCGAGAGGGCAUUACGAAAUCAUCUUUCACAUACUUAUUGCUAGAUCCACGCAUCACUAACAAUCUUCCGUGUCGUGCAGAAUUUCUUAGUGAGUCUCAGACCUGGUCCACUUUUUUGUCUUCUGUCUUCUACAUAGGAAAGGGUAAGCGUUCGAGACCUUAUUCUCAUCUAUACCAAGCGUUUGCUGUUUGGAACAAGAAGACAGUGGGGAAAACAAACCAGAAAGUGCAGUUUAUUCUAGACAUUUGGAAGGCAGGAAUGGGUGUUGUGUGCCUCCAUGUGUUCCAGAAUGUAAUACCAGUAGAAGCAUACACGCAUGAAGCAUCAAUGAUGGAUGCAAUUGACGUACGGAACUUGAAGAAUGCACGAUGCGGUGAAUAUUAUGGUGCAGCCGCCACGUGGACAUCACAUCAGAAACGAAUGCUUGGGACAUAUUUAUUGUAUCGUGCAAUGUGCAUCUUCCUUCAUGAAGGAGAAAGACAGUUAAGACCAGGAGAUCUUGGUUAACAAAUAAAGUUCAUUAACAUAAUUAUUUCCUGUCAGAAGCUGUACAUAUGAAAUAGUUUCAUUUGCGGCUUUCUUAUGGCAUGACUGUAGAGUGAGACGCUGGCAGCUUAUCUUGCCUAAGAAUACGCCACGCUGUUGCUUGAUCUAAUUGGAGGCAUUACCCACAAUGAAAAAUGGUCUCAGUAAAUCCAGAUUAUUUAUGUAACUGCUGAAUGUGGGUUGUCUUUUUAGAUCUAAGCAUAUUUAACACCAAUAUAAUAAAUUCAGCGACAGACAUUGAAGUUAAUCUUCUGUGACUGAAGAAUGACAAUUUUGGGUUUUUAUCCAUAAAGCUUCCAGAUUGAAUGGAUUAUUCCUCUGGACUUUUGAUUCUGAUGUAUUCCAGAGAUCUGGGAAACAUGACCACAAUCAUCUAAUGAUAAGGCUGUAAUAAAGUAAUGAGCCACUCUGUAGGAUAAAUUACUAAGAGCUUUGAUUGUUUUCCAGUGUAAAUUUGUUUCAGAAUAAUAUUUUUGAUGCUGCCAUAUUUUUUGUCAUUUUUGACACUUUGAUGUAUUUUGAUAGCAUGACAUAGAAAUAUACAAGUUUUAAUGUG